AGACAUAAAAAUAAAAGCUUUAUCUUUUAUAUCUUUUAUUUUCAAUCGAAAAAAAAAAGAAUUUCAGAAAAAAAAAAGGAUUCUUUACAAGAACGAAUUACUUUUACAAAAGAAGGGUCCAUAACUUCUAUUCAAGCAGCUUAUGUACCUGCGGACGAUUUGACUGACUCUGCUCCUGCCACGACAUUUGCACAUUUAGAUGCUACUACUGUACUAUCAAGAGGAUUAGGUGCUAAAGGUAUCUAUCUAGCAAUAGAUCCUUUAGAUUUAACGUCAACUAUGCUCCAACCUCAAAUCGUUGGUAAGGAACAUUAUGAAACUGCGCAAAGAGUUAAGCAAACUUUACAACGUUACAAAGAACUUCAAGACAUUAUAGCUAUCCUUGGGUUAGACGAAUCAUCCGAAGAGGAUCGCUUAACUGUAGCAAGAGUACAAAAAAUUGAGCGUUUCUUAUCACAACCCUUUUUUAUAGCAGAAGUAUUUACGGGUUCUCCGGAAAAAUAUGUCGGUUUAGCAGAUACUAUUAGAGGAUUUAAAUUGAUCCUUUCUGGAGAAUUAGAUAGUCUACCUGAGCAGGCCUUUUAUUUGGUAGGUAAUAUUGAUGAAGCUACUGCAAAGGCUACGAAUUUAGAAAUGGAGAAUAACUUGAAGAAAUGACCUUAAAUCUUUGUGUACUGACCCCAAAUCGAAUUGUUUGGGAUUCAGAAGUGAAAGAAAUCAUUUUAUCUACUAAUAGUGGACAAAUUGGCAUA
Ricinus communis (castor bean) is the source of this 752-nucleotide messenger RNA. Its product is annotated as ATP synthase subunit beta, chloroplastic-like. Gene Ontology annotation, biological process: proton motive force-driven mitochondrial ATP synthesis. Gene Ontology annotation, molecular function: ATP binding. The record is from RefSeq and is a predicted model, not a curated record. The annotation marks the transcript as partial. Gene Ontology annotation, cellular component: chloroplast thylakoid membrane. NCBI's taxonomy places the organism in Eukaryota, Viridiplantae, Streptophyta, Magnoliopsida, Malpighiales, Euphorbiaceae. The transcript has a single exon.